This is a messenger RNA of Manis pentadactyla (Chinese pangolin), 8462 nucleotides long. RefSeq names its product lemur tyrosine kinase 2 (gene LMTK2). Gene Ontology annotation, molecular function: ATP binding; protein kinase activity. The coding region runs from base 298 to 4770 and encodes 1490 amino acids. The transcript is spliced from 14 exons. The record is from RefSeq and is a predicted model, not a curated record. NCBI's taxonomy places the organism in Eukaryota, Metazoa, Chordata, Mammalia, Pholidota, Manidae. Gene Ontology annotation, biological process: protein phosphorylation.
GCAGCCCAUCAUGGCGGCGGGAGCUUGUCUGCCCCGGCCCGCGGCUCCGCAGGGCUGCUGCCGUUGCUGCUGUUGAGAAGCGGCGGCGGUGGCGCAGGCGGCGCAGGCAGGCGGCGGGCGGGAAGGAUGGUGUUUCUGUGGCCGGAGCAGCGGGUGCGGACCAGGAUCCGGGCUGCGGUUUGGCUGAAGCGACGUGUGCUCGGGAGCAGCCGGCGCGGGUGUCGCUGAGGCAGCGGACGGACGGACAGACGGACGAGGCGAUCCGAGAACUGGUCCUGGGGCCGCGGCGGAGGCGAGAUGCUGGGGCCGCCCGCGCUGCUGCUGCUCCUGGCCGCCGGCGGUGCCCGAGCCGCGCCGCUUCCGCAGACAGGUGCAGGGGAGGCACCUGCUGCAGAAGUUUCCUCAUCUUUUGUGAUCCUAUCUGUGGGCAGUUUAAUGUUAUUAAUAGUGUUAAUUGCAAACUGUGUAUCCUGCUGUAAGGACCCAGAAAUAGAUUUUAAGGAAUUUGAAGAUAAUUUUGAUGAUGAGAUAGAUUUCACACCACCAGCCGAAGAUACUCCCUCUGUUCAAUCUCCAGCAGAAGUUUUCACACUUUCAGUGCCAAAUAUUUCACUACCAGCUCCAUCGCAGUUCCAGUCUUCUGUAGAAGGCUUGAAGUCUCAAGUUGCCCGCCACAGUCUAAACUAUAUACAGGAAAUUGGAAAUGGCUGGUUUGGAAAGGUCCUCCUUGGAGAGAUUUAUACGGGCACUAGUGUGGCGAGAGUGAUAGUGAAGGAGUUAAAAGCAAGUGCAAGCCCAAAGGAACAGGACACUUUUUUGAAAAAUGGAGAACCUUACUAUAUUCUUCAGCAUCCGAAUAUUCUCCAGUGCAUUGGACAGUGUGUAGAAGCAAUUCCCUAUCUUUUGGUGUUUGAGUUCUGUGACUUGGGCGACCUAAAAGCUUACCUGCGCAGUGAGCCCACGCGGGGGGAUUCGCAGACGAUGCUGCUGCAGCGGAUGGCGUGUGAGAUCACCGCAGGGCUGGCCGCCAUGCACAAGUUGCACUUCCUGCACAGUGAUUUAGCCCUGCGGAAUUGUUUUCUUACCUCGGAUUUAAAUGUGAAAGUGGGAGAUUAUGGAAUAGGGUUCAGCAGAUACAAGGAGGAUUAUAUUGAAACAGAUGAUAAAAAAAUUUUCCCUCUGCGGUGGACUGCUCCAGAAUUAGUAACCAGCUUUCAAGACAGACUACUAACUGCAGAUCAAACUAAGUAUAGUAAUAUCUGGUCCCUGGGUGUGACCCUUUGGGAGCUAUUUGAUAAUGCUGCUCAGCCUUAUUCCAACCUUUCCAAUUUAGAUGUUCUCAAUCAGGUCAUUCGAGAGAGAGACACAAAACUCCCAAAGCCUCAGCUGGAGCAGCCUUAUUCUGAUAGAUGGUAUGAAGUUUUACAGUUCUGCUGGCUGUCACCAGACAAGAGACCAGCGGCUGAAGACGUGCAUAGACUGCUCACCUACCUGCGGAUGCAAAGCCAGAGGGACUCGGAGGUCGACUUUGAACAACAGUGGAACGCUCUUAAACCCAAUGCCGAUAGCAGAGAUGCUUCGAACAAUGCUGCCUUCCCAAUCCUCGACCACUUUGCCAGGGAUCGGCUUGGUCGCGAGAUGGAGGAAGUCCUCACUGUGACUGAAACCAGCCAGGGCCUGAGCUUUGAGUAUGUCUGGGAGGCAGCCAAGCAUGACCAUUUCGACGAGCACAGUAGGGGCCACCCGGACGAUGCCUUGUCCUACACAAGCAUCUUCUUUCCAGUUGAAGUUUUUGAGAGUUCGCUUUCGGAUCCUGGGCCCGGGAAGCAAGAUGACAGUGGCCUGGAUGUCACCCGGAGGGCACCUGGGGUGGUUCCCGUUUUUGACGCCCACAACCUUUCUGUUGGAAGCGACUAUUACAUCCAGUUAGAAGAAAAAAGUGGUAGCAACUUGGAGCUUGCUUGCCCCCCUGCGCUGCUCACAACUGAAGUGGGUAAUCCAGAACGGAUAAGUGGGGAGGUGCCCCAGUGUCUGACACUCAGGAGCCUGGAAUUUGAGGAGUCCAGUGCAGACGAGGAUUUCUUCCCAGGCAGUGCAGACCCCAAAGACCCCAGCAUACCCGAGGACGCACAUGCCGCCAGGGGCCCUGAGAGCCCUUUCAAUGAUAUAUUUAGUGAUCUUGACAAAGCAGAGGAUUUGCCCUGUCAUCAAAAAAUAUUUGACUUAAUGGAACUGAAUGGUGUUCAAACUGAUUUUAAACCAGCCUCGUUAAGUUCAAGUUUAGGUGACCCCAAAGAGUCAGCAACAGUGUGCCACUUUGAGAGAGAAAAGCCCCAUAUGCUUUUUGACAGUGAGCCUCUUUGCAUAUCAGAAAACCUUAUACACCAAGAUAAUUUUAAUCCUCUGAAUGUCCAAGAAUUGACAGAAAACUUUUUAUUUCUUCAAGAGAGAAACCUACUAACAGAUUCAUUGUCUAGCAAAGAACAUAUAAGUGAUCUUCAAACAGAACUUAAAAAUGCUGGUUUUACUGAAACUGUAUUAGAAACUCCACGUAAAAACUUUUUAGACACUGAGCUUAAGAUUGCUGAAGAUAAACUAGACUUCCCUUUAUUGCAGGAAAGUAUAAGCGCAAAGGGUAAAGAUACGGGUGCUGUGCUCAAGGGUGACACUUUGAACAUCUCAUUGCCGUCUUCCCCAGAAGUGCAGGUACCUCCUACCUCACUCAAAACAGAAGGAACACCUUGCAACGUACCUCCAGAUAUGUUCCCAAAGCAGGGAGAAAUCAAAUGCACAUGUAUAGAUGUCAGUAUCCAUGAAGACUCUCUCUGCCAAGAAAUAAAUCCAGACUCUGUGACUAUCUCAGUUGAACCUCCCUUGACUGCUACCAAAAUGCAUAAGAUUAGUGAUGGGUCCAGUGACUUGACCCACCAAAGUGAGGAGGCCUUGAAACUAACCCAAACUGACUCAGUUGUUGUUGAUGACAUUUUUGCCAGUAAAGUGAGUAUAGGUAAUAGGCUUCCAGAAUUUAGGCAGAACUUAGGGAAUCAGCUGCUUUCAGAAGACCAUCAUAGUAACAGUCUGCUGGAGAAAAACCUGGAGGCCGUGGAGACUUUGAAUCAGUUGAGUUAUAAAGAUGCUUCAAAAGAGACAGGCUUGGCAUCCACCCUUUCCUCAGACUCUACCAGUCAAGACAGCCUUUUAGAAGACAGUUUGUCAACACCCAUUCCAAUUUCAGAGCAGUCUGUGGAGACCCCGGACUCUCUGGAUUCAGUGGACGCCCAUGAAGUCUUACUGGGCUCUUUAGGCUCCCGCACUCCUCAGAAGCUCCUGCCCCCUGAUAAACCCGCAGACAGUGGCUACGAAACAGAGAAUUUGGAGUCCCCUGAAUGGACUCUGCACCCUGCUCCUGAUGGCACCUCAGCCUCAGACGCGGCCACAGAGGGUGAUGGCGGGCACGACGGUUUGCUUCGCAACCCUGUCAUCGUCAUCUCAGAUGCAGCUGAUGGGCACAGAGGUGCAGAAGUGACCUCACAGACUUCUGCAUCUGGCUCCCAGAACUCAUACCGAGACUCUGCCUACUUCUCAGAUAAUGAUUCUGAGCCUGAUAAGAAGUCUGAGGGGGUCCCAGGGUCCUCAGCAUCAGCCUUGGUUCUGCUAACAGAUCAGCCCCUACCUGAGCCAGUCACCCCAGAACAAAGUUCUAGUGCCAUGGAGAGUUGCCUGGAAACCAAAAAUAGCCAGCUAGAUCAAAGUUGUCUGCCUGCUUCACAAAAUUCCAGUCACCUAGAAUCGGGGGAAAUGUCAGAACCAGCACCGCCUGACUUUUCCAAGCAGACGCAUCAUCCUGCAGGCAAGGCCAGUGGUCCCUUGAGUCUGUUGAACUCAGAGCUGAGCAGCGGUGAUGACUGUGAGGCACAAGAGGAGCAGUCCUGCAAGCUCGCCUCCACUGGAACCAACACCAACGAGCUCCUUGCCUUUGCAAACUCCACCCUCUGCCCUGGCAGCCCAUCCGAGGGCCCCAAGUUGAAGGAGCCAGAUAUCGAAGGCAAAUACCUGGGGAAACUCGGCAUGUCGGGGAUGCUCGACCCCUCCGAGGAUGGAAUUGAUGCGGAUGAGGAGGAUGAAAACAGUGAUGACUCUGAUGAGGACCUGCGGGCUUUCAACCUGCACAGCCUCAGCUCCGAGUCGGAGGAUGACACUGAGCACCCCGUCCCCGUGAUCCUCAGCAAUGAGGACGGCCGGCACUUACGGAGCCUAUUGAAACCCUCAGCUGCUGUCCCCAUUGAUCAGCUACCAGAUGACUGGAAAAAGGAAAAGAAGGCGGUAACGUUUUUUGACGAUGUCACAGUCUACUUGUUUGACCAGGAGACCCCCACCAAAGAGUUGGGGCACUGUGGAGGUGAAGCACGUGGCCCCGAAUUGAGCAGCCCAGCACCAUUGUCAGGUUCUCCAUACCUGAGCAGAUGCAUAAAUUCUGAAAGUUCAACUGAUGAAGAAGGUGGAGGCUUUGAGUGGGAUGAUGACUUCUCCCCAGACCCCUUUAUGUCAAAGACAACAAGUAACCUUCUUAGUUCCAAACCUUCUCUUCAAACGUCAAAAUACUUUUCUCCGCCACCGCCGCCCCGGAGUGCAGAGCAGAACUGGCCUCAUGCGUCGCCGUAUUCCAGAUUCUCCAUCUCUCCUGCCAACAUUGCCAGCUUUUCUCUCACACACCUAACCGACUCGGACAUCGAGCAAGGAGGAAGCAGCGAAGAUGGAGAAAAAGAUUAGGUAGAUGCUGACACCCUUUUGGGUUUUAGGCGGCCCCCGCCAGGGCGACAUUCCUGUGCUGCCAGCCGAGCAAUGACAUCUGCUCACAUCUGCUGAAAGGAGACUGGGAGAAAGACUUGGGAGGCAAAAGGGGAGCCGGGCUGGCUCCGUGCCUGCGGAAGCCUGGCGGGAGGCCACUCGCAGCUGUGCCUGCUCACCCACUGGGGUGCUCACGCUCAGUCAUCCUGCGGGAGCACAGCUCCUGCUCUGGUGUGUGGGGAACUGUAGGCUCUGGGUUGUUGCUGGUUUCUAUGACGGGUGUUCUCUGCGUCCUCACCUGUGCAUACCGUCUGCACAGGGGGCCCGGAGGACGCAUGAGCAGAAUGGGCACCGUGAGCCAUAUUUAUUUAUUUUUAAGAAAUCACUAAUUGCUUUCUGUAAUUGCACUGUGGAUAAAUGUUCUAAGAGUCCCUGAUAUUGUACAGAAUCUUAAAUUAUUCAAGGAAAAUAAGGCAGGUCAAGCUGGUGCUAUCCACUAGUUUGAUUUUUUUCUGUUUUACAGUUUGUUUGCUCUGCAUGGUACUUGUAAAGCUUAACUAUUUUGAAUGUUACGCUGUCUUUAGAUUGUUGAAAUUGUACAUAUGGUACUCUUUGGUAAAUGAUAAAUGAUUCUGAAUGUUAGUGUUUUAUGUUCUUAUAGAAAAUAUUUUUGAUGAGUCCAAAAAGACGGCUGCUAAUUGAAUGAAACACAUUGUUGUCUCUUCUCUGUAGCGCAGGUUCCUUGCAGCACAUGAGGCACCUCUGAGGAGCUGAAGGGUCUUGCAGACCCUCUGUGUGACUCUCCCACCCUGCCUCCCAGUUUUUUUAAACCCUUCUGGUAAAAAUAUCCAGGUGGUACAUCCUCAAAAUUCAGAUGCGUGUUAGAGUGUCGGGGUCCCCAGCUCCUCUCCCAGGGUAGCCGAGGUCUACUAAUCUGCAAAGCAGCAUGUGGCCCCCAGGCCCCUUCCCCUCAAAACCGGCUCUUCUGCUUGUGGCUUCUGUGUGGCUGCCGUGGCCUCUGUGGUCUUGUAACUCCUUCCUUCAGGGAUGCGGAGAACUCUGAGGAAGGGGCUACUCUGUGGAGCAUGCUGGUUGCUGGGGAUGGUUUGAGUUCUUUUCUGUCUGUACACUUCAGGUGUUUAUAGCUUCUCAGUGACCUCCGGAACUGAGUACUCCCCUCCAAACCACUCCGAGCCACAUCUGGGUGUGGCCAGUCUCUGUAAGCGAGGAGAAAACACUACGUCCGCAGUUGGAGAAGGGACCAAGGACAAUGGUGGAGCCUUGCAGCCAGCAUGUUCUCUGGUCAGGACCAUGGGUGGCCCUGCAUGGCCAUCGCACCCCAGGGCCGCCCUGGGGCUCAUCUGCACUGACCCUUCCCUUCUGCAUUAAGCACCAAAUUCUCCCUUUGCCUUGAAAGGGAUGGGGUGUGUCCAGUUGCCCUCCGCAUGGUGGCAGAAAUUGCGUGUUUGUGAUAAAAAGUUGACCUCAACCUGUAGCCCUCGAGUUCUGCUUUGACCACAAAGUUUCCAGGGGCUGGAGCAACACAUGCUAAGGGUGUCCCGGCACAUCCGUCAUAAAGCCGUGUGUAUCGGGCUGGGGCCUUGGGGCUGUGGGGACACAUGCUGGCCCUUCCCCAAAUGUUCUCCAGUGCUGAUAGGCUCUCCCAACUCCAGCAUGACACGGGCCAGGCUGGGGCUCGCAGCAGAGCCACGGGAACUUGGUGCUAGUGCAAGAUGCAGAUGCGUGUACUGGCCGGGGUUUACACAGUAGACUGUGGCCUCUGCCAUCAGCCCUGGCAGUCUCUGCUACCUUUCUACACUAGCAAUAACUUUCCCAGGCAAGAAAAUUCCAAAUGGAGAAAGAGCCCCCUUGCCCUCCACUCAGUGUGGGCAGGGAGACCCGGGGAGGGCGCCUCACAAUGUGCUCCCUGAGCAGCAGACCCAGUGGGGCAUUUGUUGGGAGUGAUUUUGCCAAAACUGUUGUAACUCCGAUUUUCUCGCUGUGGAGACUUCCUGAAUUUUCUGAAUUUUUACAUGUAACUACCAGUCUUGGUUGAGAGAGAAAGGAGAGGCAAUUAUGCUAGUUUUUUUAAAUUACAGGCUCAAGGAGUUCAGAUUGAAUGAUUAAAGUCAAGCAGAUCCAUAGAAUAGUCUUUUUACACAGUCAGCCUGGGAUACAUCUAUUUUGGGACUAUACAUUUUUCACUAUGAUUAAGGAGAUUUUAACAACAUGAUUCCUAUUUUAAUUUAUGUCUAUAUCACUCACAUAAUUAAUUGCCAAACGAAGCCUUUUAUACAUUGAAUCAGGGGUGGGUUGGAGUAGUAGAUCUUACUGUGAUGGUGCAUGGUAGGGAAGAUUUUAUAUUUGUAAUAAACAUGUGAGUCAACAUGUUCUUUAGAAAUCUCGAGCAAUACACAGGGAAUAAAUUUUGGAGAUUAAAAUUUUCAGCCCAUUCUUGAAGCAUCAAGCAUGUGCUUUGUUGUUCAAUAAAGUUUUUUUUCCUGAGUUAGUUACCUGUAGUGGAUUUUCAAACUGUACAUGUUCUAAUAAGUUAAUACGAUGAAGUAGUAAAUCAGUAGGGAUGAGGUUUAAAAUGCCUGGUUCACAGUGAUAUUUUCUGGCCGCCUUUGGAAUCUCUCAGAGUUUAAUUAGUGUUACUUUGGUGGCAUUUACGUGUUUUAAAUCCUAUAAUAAAAACAACCUAACCUUCAUUUUUUUCCUAACUAGAUGUUAAUUUGUGUUAUCAAAUGACCCUUCAUAAGCCAGAAAGAGAAAUUUUUAAAAAGUGCUCCCCAAAUCCUGCUGAAGCCUACACUGUGCAUCUGGGUGAGAAGCUCAACGAAGCUGAAUUAAAAACAGAGCAUUCCUUCUGUUUUUAAAUGUACGGGUGAUUGUUUCUAUAGAAGUGGGUUUAUCUAAGGAAAGUCUUUGUACAUCUUGCCCUAAAACACCUUUCAAAUCCUCUUCCUUUGAUGAGUAUUUUCCAUAGGGUAUUUGUAGGCUUACUGACUGUCUGCAUGUCUGUUCUAAGGGCCCGGGGCAAGGGAGGCAUCUCUACUUUUCCACUACUCAGCCAGUCAUCUGAAAAUUCCAGGAGUGAACCAAGCGUUGGGCUUCAAACAUUGGGCUUCAGUUAGAGGCGAAGCUUCAAGUAUGAGCCUUAUGAGAAAUAGCCUUAAAAUAAGAAUGAGGUACAGUACAGUUACUUCAGAUUUAAAUUUCAAAAACAAUAAUCCUAAGCAGUAAUGGGGUUGACUCAAGUUUAGCUAUUGAGAAAGAUGAUUCUCUUUUUCGUAUGUAAGUAAAUUCUUAAUUGACAGUAUUGACUUACCAACAACCUGUUAUUUGAAUGGUUUGAACAUGUUUGAGGUUCAAGUUCGCACAGACAUAGAGAAAUCUUAGUAACAGACCCAUGUGUGUGUGUGUCCACUGUUAAAUUCUGUCCGCAAAUGACCCACGGGGCAGUCACACCUGUGAGGUUUCCCUGUUACUCUUAAAACAGUUGUAAGAGGUUCAUGGCAAUAUAACAGUUAAUGAACUUUCAGUUUAAAUUGUGUACAUUUUUAAACUGUAAGAUUUUUAUUGUAUAUUGAUGCAUAGUGUGAUUCAAUAAAUUGCUUGUAAUUUAAAAACUAUUUAAUAUUCAAAAUAAAUAGUUAUAUAUUUAUAAACUC